UCAGGUGGUCGCGAAGCCGCCAAAAAGGAAACAAGCGGAGACACAAGAUGGUUUCAGAGAAAGGGACGGAGAGAAUCCGCAGGUUCGUGUGCGAUCAACUCCGGGAUCAACCAGACCUGAGCACACUGACCUUGGGAAUUUUAAAAAAACGAUAUCUGGUGCUGUCGGGACUCGAAUCACUAAGUCCAGAGGCCAGAAAUUACAUGAAGCAGGUGGUUCAAGAGGAACUGUUGAAAAUGCAGGAGAUGGAGGAAAAUGAAGUCGAGCCGGAGACCAAGAAGCCCCACAACAAAAGGAAAAGAGAAAAGGAAAAUGAUGAUGAUGAGGUGGAGAGUGGGAUAGAAGAUGAAGAUGAAUCCACGGCAAAGAAAUCCCGUCGUCAGAUAAGCUCAGAAUCUGAGGAUAACGAGAGCCACAAAACAGGCAGUGAGGGGAGUGCAGAGGAAGAAAACAAGGAAUCUGGAUCUGAGGAUGCGGCGCAAAAGCCAAAGAAAAAUGGAAUUCGUAAACGUAAGAGGAAGGUUGAGGAGUCACCAGUAGAGGACCUGAGUGAGUCGGGAGAGUCAGACAGUGAAGGUCCUAAAGACACCAGGAUAAAGAAAAAUAAUCGUACAAAGAACAAGCAAGGCAGCAGCAGUACACGUCCUGGAAAGAAAACACCACACAGUGAUGAAGAGAAUGAAACUGACACGGAGAGAGAGUCGGAGACAAGUGACAAGAUCAACGAGUCCUCAGAUGAUAGUGACAAAAAAUCUGAGGAUAACGAGAGCCACAAAACAGGAAGUGAGGGGAGUGCAGAGGAAGAAAACAAGGAAUCUGGAUCUGAGGAUGCAGAGCCAGAGGUUAAAAAAUCAGAGCCAAGGAAAAAUGGAAAUCGUAAACGUAAGAGGAAGGUUGAGGAGUCUCCAGUAGAGGACCUGAGUGAGUCGGGAGUGUCAGACAGUGAAGGUCCAAAAGACAUCAGGAUAAAGAAAAAUAAAUCUACAAAGAACAAGCAAGGCAGCCGCAGUACACGUCCUGGAAAGAAAACACCACAGAGUGAUGAAGAGAAUGAAACUGACACAGAGAGAAAGUCGGAGACGAGUGACAAGAUCAACGAGUCCUCAGGUGAUAGUGACAAAAAAUCUGAGGAUAACGAGAGCCACAAAACAGGAAGUGAGGGGAGUGCAGAGGAAGAAAACAAGGAAUCUGGAUCUGAGGAUGCAGAGCCAGAGGUUGAAAAAUCAGAGCCAAGGAAAAAUGGAAAUCGUAAACGUAAGAGGAAGGUUGAGGACCUGAGUGAGUCGGGAGUGUCAGACAGUGAAGGUCCAAAAGACAUCAGGAUAAAGAAAAAUAAAUCUACAAAGAACAAGCAAGGCAGCCGCAGUACACGUCCUGGAAAGAAAACACCACAGAGUGAUGAAGAGAAUGAAACUGACACGGAGAGAAAGUCGGAGACGAGUGACAAGAUCAACGAGUCCUCAGAUGAUAGUGACAAAAAAGAAAAUGUCCCAGUGAAAAAGGAAAACAACCAAGACUCAGAUUCAUCGUCACUCACCUCUUUGGAAGAUGAUCAGGAAACUGGGAGAAAAAAAAAAGAAGAGGAUAAGAAAAAAAAGAAAACUGUGAAAAAAGAUGAAAAGAACAGCGGACAAAAGGAUGACCACAAACAAGUUGUGAGGCUCAAGCGCUACAUUGCUCUCUGUGGUGUGAAGCGGAAUUACAAGAAGCUCCUCAAUGGCUGUAGCUCUGUGCGCUCCAUGGUGGCUGUUUUGAAGAAGGACCUGGAGGAUCUUGGUGUCCAAGGACAACCAUCUAUUAAAAAAUGCAAAAGGGUAAAAAAGAAGAGAGAGGAUGCUCAGGAAAUAGCUGAGCUUGAUAUCAGCAACAUCAUUUCCACAACAGGUCGUCCGAAACGCAGAGGAGCCUCAUUGAUGCCGGAAGGACACGACUCUCCGUCCUCUGAGUAUAAUCGCAAUCUGAACUCCGCCUCUGAUAGUGAUGAAGAAAACGGAACACACAAAGGGCACAGACGAGCAACAGACUGGACCAACCUGAAGGGGAUCAUCAGUGAUGAUGCAGACAGUGACUGACAGGGUCACUUCCUGUUCCAAGGACAUUACGCUUUUCUCUAUACAAGUUGGUUUUUGAUCUUUAGGAAUUACUUAGUAAUUGUUUCUUAGUGAGGCCGACAUGGUGGUGCAGUGGUCACCAGCCUCCCAGCAAGAACGCCUGCCUUUGUGAGUUCUCCCCGUGUCUGAGUGGGAUUUCUGCAAGUACUUCAGCUUCCUAGCAGAGUCCAAACACAUGCAGACUGGUUUUAGGUGAAUUAGAGACUCUAAAUAUACUGUUGGUGUAAAUAUGAACUAAUGGCUGUUAUGUUAUGUCAUGUGAUGCCGUCCGCCCCCAGUUAAAUGAUGAUGCAUACUUUUUCAUCAUGUAUUUUCAAUUUAUAAUAAAAUAUUUCAAAUAAUA
This is a messenger RNA of Pleuronectes platessa (European plaice), 2454 nucleotides long. It is a transcript of the gene hirip3, whose product is annotated as HIRA interacting protein 3. Bases 48 to 2072 code for a protein of 674 amino acids. Lineage: Eukaryota; Metazoa; Chordata; Actinopteri; Pleuronectiformes; Pleuronectidae. The transcript is spliced from 10 exons. Gene Ontology annotation, cellular component: nucleus. The record is from RefSeq and is a predicted model, not a curated record.